AUGUUUUCCCGCACGUACGUCCGCCACAAGAGAAAGAUGUCACAAACAGACGGACGAAUUGCAAGCGUAAUCGGUAAGACGUAUGAUUCCAUCUAUUGCCGCCUCGAAGUGAUCAAUCUCUAAGCAUGCAUGAUUGUUUAAACCAAUGGGGUCUCAAAGCAUAUACACGUAUAAAACUCCAUCUGUUCUCGUGUUUCGAGUUGUCCUGUUAAGGGAGGCUGAUGAGUUUUCGAUGGCGCUAAUCAAAUCGUACGGAUGACUCGGCAUGGUAAAGCCUUCUGCGGAGAGUCUAAGGUCACCUGAGUUGUAGUAAUGCGCUAGGAACUGUUCAAAAUUAAGUUACAAACAACGUGGAAAUCAGUGGUUUUCGUUAUCACGAAACAUUUUGGGUACAAAGCUGAUACGCACGUUAAGGUAAAGAGGAGUGUUUUUAAUUGAUCCUUGGAAAUAUUAAAAAAUGUUGUAAAAUCAGUCGAGUCUUUCAGUGGUUACUCUGUUAUGAUCUAAAAAAAGACAUUUCGUUUCUACGGGUCUCUCUUCAUCUAAGGAUCACCUAAUUUGGUUCCGAAGCGAUAAGAUAUAAAGCCGGUCCGACUGACAGAAAAGUGACCACAUUGAGUCAUUCUCAUCGUCCGGGGAAUCUGUAAGCGAGUGAGACAAGGUACAGAAGGCUGUUUCGUCUCUUGUAAGGUGCCGAUGGUGGCUUGUUAAUACUGCGUACUCUCAUCUCAUCAGAUCGCUCUUUUCAUCGACCAGACGUAGAUUUGCAAGGAAAACAAAAUUCUCACAUGCGGCUGAUCGCCAUGAUUUUGUUUCGAGUUUCGCAACUCUGAAGGCUGUCGUCCUUUUUCAAGCUUGUCCUUUUUAUGUCAUUUAUUUCUUUAUAUACAGUUCAGUUUUCUAGAAUGAAGAAUCAAUCCCCUUUCUAUCUCUUUGAUCAUUUGCAAACGUUAUUAUUUUUCUUCAUGGUAGAGCAGUAGAGAGAAUUUGGUAAUUGAUUAGUUUCCCUUGACGCUGACACCCUUUUGAAUGCCUAAGCGAUCACUGUUACUAAUCAAUGUUAUGUAUAAACAUGUAAGUUUUGAAUGCGAACCUAAAGCGAGGCCUUCAAUUUUUGUGUUCCAUUCAGAAGUACGAGAUUUGUUCCUUCAGCCAUAUCAUGUUUUGUAACGAGUAGCCGUUUGCAUCUUGAUUAGACGCUGCAAAGAUGUUAAUCUUGUUCUGCCUGGAAUGAGUAGCGAAUAACCACGCUCUGUAAAAAGACAUAGCAUGUGUUGGAGCCCGCCUCGCGUGCAGAGAGCAAAGCCCCCUAUUCUGGCGAGUUUUUUUCCAGUAGGUAUUUGUCAGGGCAAACUUAUUCACUACAACAUAUUAAGCAGGAGAGAUUAAUUGUGAGAGCCGGUUUACUGAAAGAAAGCUUGUCUGCGCCAGGAAAAUUUGUUGAAAUGAAAGUUUAGACAUUAAACUCUGAUAAAUUUUGCCCAAGACACUGAAGUGUUUGUUUGAUUAGUCUCUUAAUUGAAAAAAAUUGCCUAUAGACCAUAACAUUGAAAGGGAAAACUAACCACGAGAUACUUGCUGAAGCAAAGACUGCCUAAUGCCAUGUUUUCUUAUCGUUCGGCAUGGCUGCACUGCAUUAUCAAGUGCUCAAUUGAUGAAACAAAAGCCGGUAUCUUUGUUUACUCGUAGUGUGCUUGUUUCUUGAUCCUGAAAAAAAUUUUGAAACUCAUAAAGUUACAGAUUUCUUGUCUUUGAUUUUUACAUUCAGCGUAUUUUUGGGACAGCUGAGAUGCGGUUCCGUUCUUUCAUUUGGUGGCCUUAGAUUGCGUUUACCGCAAUUAGGACUUCAUUAUGAUAAGCCUAUUGCUUGUAGAAUCAAUAUUCCGAAACGGGAUAUAGACAUUGCAUGCAAGAGAUGGGGAUAAGUUAUCUGUGUUUGGAUUGCUGUUAACACAGCAGAAGAAAUGUGAAGAAGAAUAGUGAAAAUUAAUUGACCUUGCGACCGUUAAGUCUCAUGUGAUGAACAUGUGCAGGAACAAGUUCUCAACAUACGUAAAACAAAGCUAUUAAAACCUUGUCUUGGUUUAAAACAAAGGAUUGACCGGACAUAGUCAUGUCCUUUGAUUUUUCGAGAGGCAUUUGCUUCAUUCACGGCUUCACAUAAACAGUUUGAAUUAAAUACUAGUUAGUUAAAUGUAUUCUUCUUUCGAGAGGUUUCACAAGACGACCCAAAAACCCAACCGUAACGGCAAGAUAACAACCAACUGCUGCGAAGACAACAAUAACUACAUGCACAGACUCACAAAAGGCCUAUUCAAUCUUUCUACAACAAAUAAGUCCACUAGGGUCUCAAAAGAAUUCCAUAGAGACAUAGCUAUUGGAAUUCGGCUCAAUAAAGCUCUCUGCAAUAAAGGACAGAACGGUCUUGCAAUUAACUGCGUGAAGUUCUAAACAUUUUGUGCGUCCCUCCUAGGCUCAUUAGUUCUUGACGCCCAUGCAAGAAGCUGAGAUCGCAUCUGCUAUUCGCUUAGUUCACAGCCCAAGUACUCAAGAUUUCAGUGAAAAUGAAGCACCUCGUCGAAAGCUUUCGCGAGUCCUUGUAAGUCCUGGUGAGUACUGAAAACAGUUUUCAGUUCGAGAAAAAACAGUAGAGAUUCUAACCUUUUCGAAGUCCAUCGCUUUCCAUGGCCACCAUGGAUCGAAAUCGGUUUGAUACUAUUUAAGGUUGCAUGCUUCUAAUCAAAACACUACAUCAUAGUGUAAUCUAAAAUCUGCAGUUGAAAAGAGUUUAGAGCCGGCUUAAGAGCUUAAGCGUUAGCUGUUGUCAAUGCAACAGUUUUCGAUGUCGCGUUCCAGCGUGAGUCAGAGCGCCUUAAAUUUCUCAUUACAAAUUGCCAAAUGCCUAUUUGGUCUGGGACAAAUAUUACACCUUGACAUUCAGAUCGUUACCUACCGCCGAGAAACUAGUGAUGUUAAUUGGAAUCUGUUGUCGGGCGUAACCCUCUCGCGGAUGAGGGGUCAUUCGUAUAAGAUUAUCUAGUCUCCUGCUCCACUGCAAAGAUCUUGUGAACGAAAAAGAAAAGGGAAAUAUUUUUAAUAGAAAACUUUUGUCGUGAAAGUGCGCGAUCAUGAUUAAAUGCGUAAAUUCUAGAGCCUUUUGCAGUGCUAACUGUAUAAUUUGCUUCCAAUUGAGAAAAAAAAGCGGCCCUGAUGGGUGGAAUACCUCGCUGACCUACUGAUUUCGUAAAGAAACGGAUAAAAAGGCUAAGAAAUUACACUGGAAAACUUGCAUGGGAUAAAUUUUGUGCGUAAGCAGACUCAAGCAAGAUAUAACUAUCGCAGCCUUUAGCUUUUCAACUGAUGUCAAUCUUGUUUCAAAGAAGCAAACAAACUACACUGAACAACAAAUAAUUUGCUGAUGGCUUUCAAUAUACAAGCUAAAAUACCAGACAAGGGUCGGUUGUCUAUUUCAGCCUGCAGAUAUUUCGUCAAAAUAACACGACACUUUCUUCUUACGAUGCAUGGAAAAAUAGCACGUGAUUGAUUGGAUUAGAAGGCUUAAUCCCUUAAUUUCAAACGAUUUUAAUGACCAGUGUUUAGUUUUUCAAAUCGUGUUUUCAAAGGAGUGAUAGAUAAUCCUUUUACUCUCAGACAGAAACGCUGAAAAUUAUUUCUUUUGACAAUAUCAUGUAAAAGCUUUUCAAGCAUAAAAGUCACUGGAAGAAAUGAAAAUAUUUGCGAGGGGAUAUAAAUUUCGAUUUGACAACAAGUUAUUUCGUUUCUUUUUUCAGUCUUUUAUGACAACGUUUAUCUCUAUGGAAUGUUUUUAAAGUACAUAAAACUCCAACAACUUUUGAAAACUGUUCGCAAAAUGUUUUGACUACGUUUAGUCGUUACUUCACGUCAUUAUCAAGUCAAAAGUGAAAAACUGAUUAAAAAUGAAAUUAAAAAAGUGAAUAAAACAAUUAGGGAAAAAGUGUUUUAUUCCCGUGGGUACAAUACCCAAAGGUCAAAUAACGACUAAGUGUCAUGUAAAUAGUUUGGCGCGAAUCCAGUCAGUCUGGGUGUUUAACGAAGGCUUGAUAUCCCAAAUAAAAAGCUUUCCGAAGAUCAUACAGUCAAGACAGUCAAGCUUGCAUUUAAACUUAUCCCUCAGCGUGGCUGAUAAAUUCAGCCUUAGGUAAUUUACUUUCGCCAGAUUUGAACGCCACUGCCGAAUUUAGAAAGACAAUGAACCUAAUGCGCUGUAAUGUUUAUCCUGUAGGUAAUCUAGGGGUGUCAAUGACUCAAGGAGCCUCGGCAAGUCGCCAAUUGAUAAAUGACGCAUGUAUUUUUCCUUAUUCCAAGGGCUGAAGCAAAGAAUUAAGUCUGAGGCAGUUAUCUAAAGGGCCUUGGACACUAUAGUUAGAAAAAAGAAAAAAAAAGAGAAAACGAAUUAGGCAUUCCACGGUCAGAUAGCCUCUAGCCUUACAAGACGACCAAGACUUCGGAAAUUAUUGGUCUCAAACGAACAAAACUGCUUGAUUGUUUCACCAAAUCGUUUGUCUUUUUGAGGCAUUGAAAGCUUUUACUGCUGAAUCUGCAAUUUUUCCAAGAAUAUUUGGAUAAGAACCCCCUAAUCGCACUCCCCUCUCCCCUCUCUUCAGGGUGCUGGACGAUUUAUAGCUUGGAAUCUAGCUACACAAAGUCAUUCGUUCGCAUUAGUGUUUCUAUAUCAUCACAUUCGGCGGCCUUUCUGAGUGAUUCGCUGUGUUACACGACGCGGGCUAUCUUGACAUGUUUCCGACUUUGUCUACGGAUUUAAAAGAGUUGAUGAAACCAUUAACUGAAGUCAAUAAGUAAUUCAAAACCGUAUCGAAACAUGUUAACGGGGUUUGCGAAAUGCAAUGUCAAUUCAAGAUAAGAUUUGUGUGCAAUCGAUUUUUGAUAUCUGCUAGUUAGAUUUCCGGUGUUUUCUGUUUAGAUUGAGGCAGUCGCCGACAACGUUUACUUUAUUUUUCCGACUGCAAGGAAUUUUGUUUUCGAAACAUGUUUGCAAUAAUUAAAAUUUUUCAAUCAAUGCAACAGUUACUACCCAAAAGUCAUUGCAUUUAAAGACAAGUUGAAGUUUUAUGUCUCAACUCUGCACGUACUGUCAUAGAGCAAGUGGGGCGUGAAAAGAAACAUCAGUGACAUCUAGUUGAAAUGUUCUGUUGGUCUGUAUGAAUUCAAGCGAUAACCCGAGAAGCGUCAAACGCCAGUUCCUUCUUAUUUGUUGGUAUGCAGUGUUACUUGAACCAAGGUUGGUAGAUUUGAGAAUUUUCAUGAGCCCUCAGUGACUGUCUGCCGGUAGCUGUUUGUUUUGUGGACUUUAUCCUGGAGCCUAACAUCAGAGUAUAAAUUACUAGUGUGAAGCUAUUUAAUCAUUACUAGUGAGAUCGGGCCGGAGAAAGCUUCGGCUUUGAAGAUAUUCUCAUAGAUCACACUUCGCUGUAGUCCUAAACAGAUCAUGCAGGCAAAUGCCCACCCACUAUGUGCAAAGCGGAUUGGAAAGUAGACAUUCUGGGUGACGUUUUCUGAAACAUGUUUCUGUCAAGGACUGUUCUAUUAGUUUGCCCUCUGAACUAAUUGCCAUAUUUCAGAAGUGAUCAACCUAAAUAAGUCGCAUCUUCUCAACAUCUCGAGUCUAAGGUAGGAUUUUUCCACCACACGGUACAAAGCAUAUUUUCAUUCUGCAUCGGACACCGGUUGAAGACUGAUCUGUAUCCUGUAAGUAAAUCUUUUCAAUUGGAGAGAUAAUUGAAAUUGGCUGAUUAUAGAAAAACUCGUAAACAACACUUCACUUCAUAAACAAAUACAAGCGAGCGAACUUCUUCAUUGUAUGAUCGUUUUAAUCUUUUUUGUAAUAAUAAAAGCGAAAAAUAAAUAACUUUCACAGUUCAAGAAUUCAGUGAUUGAUGGCCUGACAUUAUGUUUUUAACAGUAACAAAACUGUCAGACACGAAAAGUGUCCAUUCAUUUGGUUUAAGCCUUUAUUUUUAUAUCGAACGAAAUGAAAAUGUCUCUCGGUCCCACAGUUCUUUCUUCUCAGACCGUGUUCAAAAAAUAAUUCUCUGAAAAGGUAACAAUCAGGAACACCUAUUUAGAAUUUAUCAAGCUGCGAAUGUACGUGAGCAGUGAGCCGUAACACUCAAAGUGUCGUAGGUUAUAAUCUUUUGUGUUUUAUGCGAUCGAAAAUUCUAGAAGGAAUUUGCAGCGAUGCGCAUCGUGCUCUAGGUUUGAUAUUGAUAAAGAAGGCAUUCAUCACAUGAAAUCUAAUCGGAUAGUCGAGCGACUGAAGUCGAUAAAUAAAAAAUAACUCUUUCCAGUUUAGUGUUAAAUCGCAAUGAAUGUAUGUUAUGUCUUCGCAGAAUCGAACAGAAAAUGUUUUUUGUUAAAACCGAGAAGUACUUAGAGCUAGUAGGAGGUCUUAAAAGCAUUUGCUUACUGAGCAAUUGGACAUGCAAGUAAGGUACUUGCAGCACAACAUGCUUACUGUACAGCGAGCAGGCUAGAAAGAAUCACAUUUGCCGUUUUCCAAUUAAAUUUCGUUUUCAAAAGAGUGGUACGCUUAUAUGGACUUCGAUGUCGUUCAGUUGAGGAACGAUUCCGUGAACGCGAGUUUUUUAUUUCUUGUUUCAUAUAAAACUCAAUCAAUAUCUUACGGCCUUCAGGGAGCGGCUAAAAAUUUUCUAUAAAUUGUUUUGUGUUUUGGAGAUGCAUGCACAACUUCUUUGAUUUUGUGGAACGUACGAAUCAAUUUGUUGCUUAUGAGCAGUUUUGGUCACCGCGAACUGAUUAUCGUUUUAAUAGGAAAAAUAAACACAUAUCAGUAGCAUAAAGUUAUAGGGUAAUUAACUUUUAGUUUUUUAUGGUAUUUCAUCGUUUUAAGAUCAGUAGAAAUAACCCUUAUACUGCAAAUAAUGCGAGAAAAAAAUGUAUAACUGUGUUCCAAGAUUUCUUUAGUAUUCCUCCUUAGCACAAAGAAAAACGAAUUUAAUCCUUUAAAUUUGGAAAGUUAAUUGUCAUUCGAUGACGCGUACGUGAGCAAUCAAUGAAUUAAUUAAUUCGUGAUCGCUGAAACAAGAGUAUUUUUCGAUAAUGUCUUUGUUGUUCCAAAGUUCUUAUCACUUGUGAAUUCAUGAAAAUAAUGUCGAGAUAUGUUGUUUUCUUGGUCUUAGGACGGAAGAGUCUGCAAGGACAACAAUAAUCGAUUUUAAGGCCAAUUAGUCCAGGAAUCCAAACUUAACCAUGGUUAAUCAAACCAUGCACAAAACAAAUUGGAUUGACGUUUUUGAAAAGAUAAUUAAAAUUUCAGCAUCAACUCUCACUUCGAGAGCCUGCGAACAGAAAGAUUAUCCAGCCGAUUUCCUUUGUCAACCCGAAUACAAAAUAAUGCUACAAAGAACGUGGUCGCAUAUCGACCUCUGUUUCCAAAAUAUCUCUACUAGCGCUAAAAGAAACGAUUGACGCUCCAGAACACACAAUUUAAAAGAGAGCAUUCGUUUCCGCUGAAAAUAGGAGAGCAUUCCUUUCCACUGUUAAAUGACCUUACGUGUCUCGAAUCUUUCGUAACCAUCAGAUUGAUGUCAAAAUCUGAAAGUAAUGAAGAGGAGUUAAGAAUUUUAAUACCCGAUGGCAAAGCAAGAGGUGACUUAGUUGGCCAGUGGGAAAAAGCCGAACUUUCGUGAAUCAAAUAAAAGCAGUAUUCUUCUUAAAUCGUCUAGCCAAUAAUUUAACUUUCUUGAAUGGCUGGCUUUGUUUUCGUUAUUUAUUCCAAAUGCAUUUAAUUGACUGGCCUUUUAUGACAAGUGGCCUGGCCUUCGAGCCGGAAUCUAUAUCCGCUUGUAAAUAAGUACCCAACUGUCACUUAAAGAAAUGGACAGCACACUAAGCCAGUAAAAUUAUCAGAUUCUGAGUUAAUAUUUAAACUGUGCUGUUUGUGUCAACUUGGCUGAAUCGGUGCAUGUUAUCGGAAUGAUAACAAAUUCCUUCUGAUUAACGCAUGAGUGCUUGAUUCUUGAUCAGUGCAUGCGGCGGUGAGUAAUAUGUAUCGUCUGUGGUUGAAUAGUGGAUUUUCUGUGCACGCCGAUAGACAGUAAUGCACAAUGCCAAUAUCCAACUAGGUAUGGGCGUCUAGUGGUAAAUAUAUACCCAAGAAACCUGUUGCUUUACAUUGAGGAACGGUGUUGGCUAUUCAUGUUCAUGGCGUACGAUUUAUUUUGUUUACAGGAGAAAUGGGAGCAAGCUUGAGUACACAUGGAGCAAUCACGUUACGAUUAAAGAAGAGAGACAUAACAACUCAAGCUGCCCCUGGAAAAGGCUCUGAAAUCAGCGAUGAAGAAGUCUCUGGGGAGGGUAGCGGAGUUAAAAAUUCUUCUGGCCAUGGAAAACAUGACUCGCCGUCCAAACAUCGUCGAAUCGUGCUGAACGUGUCAGGAUUCCGAUACAUGACUUACGCCAAAACAUUGGAAAGGUUUCCUACCACCCUUCUGGGAAAUAUAGAGAAAAGGAAACAAUAUUACGACGAAGAACGCGAUGAAUACUUCUUUGAUCGGAACAUUCAAGUGUUCGAAUUAAUUUUGUAUUUCUAUCAGUCUAAUGGCCGAUUGGUCUGCCCUCCAGAGUUGGCUCCGGAGAUUUUAUUGGAAGAGGUAGAGUUUUUCGAACUUGGAGAGCAAGCUGUUAAUGCGGUUAAGGAUAUUCUGAACGAAGAUGAACCACCAGAGAAAGCAAUAAUAAUGCCAGAGAACAGAGCGCAAAAGACAAUAUGGCGACUGUUCGAGUAUCCCGAUUCCAGCAAAGCGGCUCGUGUGUUAGCGCUGUUGUCUGUUUCAGUAAUCGUGGCAUCGAUAGUGGUAUUGUGUAUAGAAACACUUCCCGAGUUCAUCGUUCUGUCAACUGAAGGGGUUGACGCAAAUGAUACGGCAAAGUUACAAGAAAUUAGGGAACACAACAAGUUGGCGACAUCGGUAAAGAACGUGUUUGGGCAGCUUGAAAUUGCAUUCAUUAGCUGGUUUACAUUUGAGUAUUUAGUACGAUUAAUGGCUAGUCCACAGAAAUGGAUGUUCGUACGUUCCUUUCUAAAUGUGAUCGAUUUACUCGCUAUACUGCCGUUUUACGUGGAACUGGGACUUAAAAACAGCAGCGAGCAGACAUUUUCACUCGCCUUUCUCCGAAUUUUAAGACUUGUUCGAGUGUUCCGUAUAUUUAAGCUUUCGCGUCAUUCUAGCGGACUCCAAAUUCUCGGACUAACGUUGCGGAAGAGUCUGCGAGAGCUUGGACUCCUGAUAUUUUUCUUAGUAAUCGGUGUCGUAAUAUUCUCAAGUAUGAUUUACUAUGCAGAGAGUGGUGAUGAAGAAACAUUCUUCCGAAGUAUCCCGGAUGCCUUCUGGUGGGCUCUUGUUACCAUGACAACUGUAGGUUAUGGAGAUAUGUAUCCUAAGUCAGUGUGGGGAAAGCUUGUUGGAUCUGGUUGUGCACUCUGCGGUGUGCUUGCGAUUGCUCUACCUGUGCCAGUAAUUGUCUCGAAUUUCGACGCCAUUUAUAAAAAGUACCGCAAUCGGAAGUUGAAGCAGCAAGGUUUGCAAGAUGCAGACGACGACAGCAAAUCCAGAAAAUUGAGUGUAAUGUUCGGUUCUCGGAAAACGUCGGAAGCUGUCAUGAACAACUCGGAUAUUCGAGACUCGCGUGGAAUCGAGCUCCAGACUCUAAACGAGAUCGACUAUUUGGAAAACGAAAUGAAUGAUGACAAACGGAACGGAAAUGUCGUGCAGCGAGAAGAAGAAAAAGGGGAAGGCUCAGAACAUUCUUGGCAGCCAGGCUUGACAAAUGGAAAGAAGAAAAAAUCUCACGAUAAAGACCUUGAUCGAGAUCCCGAAAACCCCUCGGAGUUUCUUUCACUGCUCGAAGAGGAAGAAUCGUCGUUCUCAAAGCUUGAUCAGACCAAUGUUUGA
Molecule: messenger RNA, 9974 nt
Organism: Pocillopora meandrina
Lineage: Eukaryota; Metazoa; Cnidaria; Anthozoa; Scleractinia; Pocilloporidae
Source: the annotation of a GenBank genome assembly